This is a messenger RNA of Plasmodium gonderi, 2052 nucleotides long. RefSeq names its product SUMO-activating enzyme subunit 2. Gene Ontology annotation, molecular function: SUMO activating enzyme activity. Gene Ontology annotation, biological process: protein sumoylation. Gene Ontology annotation, cellular component: cytoplasm; SUMO activating enzyme complex. The coding region runs from base 1 to 2052 and encodes 683 amino acids. NCBI's taxonomy places the organism in Eukaryota, Apicomplexa, Aconoidasida, Haemosporida, Plasmodiidae. The record is from RefSeq and is a predicted model, not a curated record. The transcript has 2 exons.
AUGCAUAAGACUUUGAGAAAAAUUUUCGACAGCAAAAUAUGCGACAAAAUAGAGAAUAUGAAAAUACUGCUGGUGGGGGCAGGAGGAAUAGGAAGCGAAUUUCUAAAAAACAUAAUCACGAUAGGAUGUAGAAACAUAGACAUAAUAGACAUUGAUACAAUUGAUAUAACAAAUUUGAAUAGACAAUUUUUAUUUAAAAAAGAAGAUGUAAAAAAAUACAAAUCAUUUGUAGCAAAAGAAAGGGCUCUGAAACAUUGCAAAGAUUUAAACAUCAAUGCAUACACAUUUGAUGUUUGCACAAUGAAGAGUAGUGACAUAUCCAAAUAUGAUUAUGUGAUCAAUGCAUUGGAUAAUAUUAAGGCAAGGAAAUAUGUAAACAAAUUAUGUAUAAUGGAAAAAAAAGUAUUAAUAGAAGCAGGAAGUACAGGAUAUAAUGGUCAAGUAUAUCCCAUUUUUUCUAAUGAAACCAAAUGUUACAAUUGUGAAGAAAAACCUAAAAACAAAACUUAUGCCAUAUGUACAAUUAGACAGACUCCAUCUUUACCAGAACAUUGUGUUGCUUGGGGAAGACUCAUUUUUGAAACUUUUUUUUGUAAAAGUGAUAAUGAAACAUUAAUUGAUAUUAAAAAUCACAUCGAAGAAGAGUCUAAAAAAAGAAAUAUGGAACAAAAGGAAAUAAUUAUCUACAUUUUUAAUUACCUCUUCCAUGACACCAUCAAGGAACUCGCGGUAUUGAAAAAGGAUUAUGCAACGGAACCAAUUCCCAUACUGUUUCAGUGGAAUAAUUUGCUGCAAAAUGUGCCCACUGAGACAGCACAUUCGAAUAUAUGGAACAAUGAUAAUGUGAAUGAAAAGAAGGAAGAAAAUAAAUCUGGAAAAAUUAAAAAAGGGAACCACGAGCAGGUAACACCUGCUUCUCCUAAGGAAGAACCAAAUGAAAGGACAAAUGAAAAGAGAGAUUCCAAAGUCGACGAAAACAGCAAAUCGCAUAAACAUAAAGGAAGUGAACAAAGCAACAUUAAACUGUGCUCACAGAAUAUAUGGAAUAAGGAAGAAUGCGUAAAAAUGUACAUAGAAUCAUUCAAUAAAUUGUAUAAAAAUUUAAAUAUAAAUAAACAAGUAGAAGAAUAUAUAAUAUUCGACAAGGACGAUGAUGAUUGUAUGAACUUCAUAACAGCCAUAUCAAAUUUAAGAAUGAUGAAUUUUUCAAUUAAACAAAAAAGCAAAUUUGAUGUGCAGUCUAUAGCAGGAAAUAUCAUCCCAGCCAUUUCCUCCACUAAUGCCAUUGUGGCCUCACUUCAAAUCUUUCAGCUCAUUCAUGUCAUUGAAUACUUUGAGCGUGCAAAAGGGGAUGAAAAGGAAGUUCAAAAAACCACUUUAAGAGAUAGCAAAGCAAAACAUGUAUGGGUCAAAAGCAUUGUUAGUGGAAACAAAAUGUUUUCGCGUGGGAAUAUUGUAAAUGCAGAAAUUUUGGAAGCACCAAAUCCAAACUGCUACAUAUGCCAACAACCAAUGAUAGAUAUUUAUAUCAAAAGUUUUAAUGAUAUCACACUAUAUGAUUUUGUAAAGGAUAUAUGUACAAAUGAGUUGUCUUUCUUGUACCCUUUUCUAGACAAGCAAGACAGAAACAUAUUUGAUUACGAUUUGUUUUUGGAAAAUGAUAAGGAAUAUAUAAAAAGUUUGUACAACUCCCUCGCCUACUGGGACAUUAAAAAUGAUGAAGUUUUAAUUUUGACAGAUUUUCAAAAUGAUAAGGACCAAUUAGAAAUUCACCUCAAGGAGGACCCAUCCCUCCAGACGCCUUUCCACAUAAAGCAAAAAAUUGCCAAAAAAAGAAAGGCAGAAAUUUUCCACAAGAAGGAGGGGGAAGAAGAAGAAGAAGAGGAGGAGGAGAAAGGGCCAUUAUCCGACAGCACAAAAAAAAGGAAACAUAUAAACCAAGAUGAACCAGAAAGAAAUAAAAAGAAAGCUCACACUAUGGACAUGGUACAAGAAAUCGUGAUAGAUGAUGACGAAGAAAAAGUGAAUGAAAACAUGGUACUAAUUGAUUGA